AUGUUAGGUGAUUUUAAGCAGCUUCUGGUUAUUUUCAUAGAAAUAAUCGUAUGCUACUCUCUUGACUCUUCUACCGUUGUCUUAGCAAUGAAUGCAGGUGGUGGAGCUUAUACCUCGACAUUUGGCUUUGCAUAUUCUCCUGAUAGCUAUUACACUUCAGGCUCUAAUGCUUAUUUUGAUGGAUCUCUCGCUAUUUCACGCACAGUAAAUGACUAUAUUUAUCAAUCAGAAAGGGUUGCAACUGGAACUUGAGGAUAUGAUAUCCCAGUCAGUCCUGAUGGGGCGUAUGUGCUUAUUCUUCAAUUUUCUGAAAUUUAUUUCACACAAACAGGAAAAAGAAAAUUUACAGUAAAAAUUGGAAGUUAUGUUGUUUAUUCAAAUUUAGACAUAGUGGCAGCUUCAAGCUAUAAUGCUGCUUUUGACCUGUUUACAGAAUUUACACUUACAAGUGGAAGUGUUUAUAUUGGCGGAAAUUUGAUUUCUGGAGCAUUUUCUGGCGGCAUUCUUAAUGUCAGAUUUACUCCAAGUUUAGAAUUAGCAAAAAUUGCUGGAAUACUUUUAAUAAGAGGAAAUUGCGCUAUAGCAGACAAUUGCAAUCAAUGCUACACAGAUAGAUGCGCUGUGUGCAAUAACCCAACAUUGACAUGCGCAACUUGCAUUGCCAAUGCCCAAGCUGUCAGUGGGGCAUGCCAAUGCAGCUCAAAUGCCUAUUGAGUUUAUGCAACGAGAACCUGUGAGAAAUGUGACAAUUUAUGCAACGUUUGCUCUGGCUCAAUGAACUUUUUAUGCACAACCUGCGUAUCUCCAAAUGUUCUAGUUUCAAGUGUAUGUUUAAGAGCAUGCCCUUAUGGAUUCGGCUCGCCUUGCACUUCAGUUUCUACAGCUGUCAUUGAUCAAAGCUUUGCUAAUUAUUUUUUAGGAACUUAUGGCCCUUUUAAAACAGGAACAAGCUCAAGCAGCUAUCAAUUUUUUAAUACCCCAGAAACAGUAGAUCCCAUUCCAGCUAAAGGUAGAGGACUUUAUUUUUCUAGUGGCAUGUACCUUCAAUCAUCAGCUGUUUAUAUUUCACUUAAUUUUUCAAUUGGUUUUUGGGUUUGGAUACUAUCAGGCUCAGGCGAUAUUUUAGCAAAUAGCUCAGGGUAUAAAAUAACGAUAUCUGCAAAUGGUGUUCUAACGAUUAUAUUAGAGAAUAGACUAGAAGCCACUACAACGGUAACAACUGCAGCUUUAAAUCCAUCGAACUCAGCCUGGGUCUACAUUUCUUUUGCGACCUCAUUUUCUUCAUCUACUUUAUCAACAACUAUUGUCCCGUAUUUGAACAAUUCGCCGAAAACUUCUAUUACGACUAAUCAAUAUAUAUACAGAGAUGCAACAAAUAAUGCAAUAAUCCUUGGCAAGAGUUCUUCAAGCAAUUUCUUAGGGUAUAUUUAUCAGUUCACUCUAUGAAAUGUUGCUGUCUCAAAUUUCAAUACACAAUAUAGUUCAGGCAUGAUUUUAGGUCAGGUUUCCAAGCCUUUUAGAGGGUAAAAAUAAGCAAGUUUUUAUUGAUAACCAAACUCCAGAAAUAAGAAAACCAAGUAGAAUUUACUUGAGUCAUUUACGAAUUGUUAUUUAACAAAAUUUUGCCUGACAGCCUGAAUAUUUUACCUGCUAGAAUUAUUGAAAAGCUAAGCUAAGUCUUACUCGAUCUAUAUUCAGAUCAAAUAUGUGGCACAGGAGCAACAGCUAGCUGCCUUUGGACUUGUCCUUUAUCUCAAUGAAUGGAUGGAGCCACACCUACAAACUGCAAUUCAUGCACAAAUGGUUGUGUCAGAAAUGUCUCUUGCGAUGUUUGCUUUGAUCCUCUUUGUAGUGUAUGCACAGGAUUUUUAACAGGUCUUUGCACACAAUGUGUUUCCAAUGCGUCUGGAACUCCUUGCACUUGCAAUGCUGGUUAUGUGGCUUCUACUGAUGGGUUUUCUUGUGUACCAUGCUUUACUGGAUGUGCUUCUUGCACUGGGACUCUUUAUUACCAUUGCAGCUCUUGCUUCUCUAGCUAUUAUUUAUUGAAAACAAUGUGUCUUACUUAUUGCCCUUCAGGCUAUACUGCAGAUUCUUCAGGACAUUCUUGCACUCUAUCUGCAUCCAAUCCUUUAAGCGUCUAA
This is a messenger RNA of Blepharisma stoltei, 2144 nucleotides long. The record is from the annotation of a GenBank genome assembly. NCBI's taxonomy places the organism in Eukaryota, Ciliophora, Heterotrichea, Heterotrichida, Blepharismidae.